AUGUUGUCGGUGAAGCGGAAAUGGUUGGAGCACCAGCUUCUGCGGGCAGAUGAAAAGUUGAAGCAGCAAUGGGAAGCAUUAUCGGCGGACGAGGUCACCUCCCAACUGUUGGCCUGGAGAGUUCGUCCACUCUCAGGCACCGAUGAGUUCAAGCAACGUCUCGGCUCUACUUUGGACGAGCUCAUCUGCAAGCGAAUGGCAGAUCUACCUUUCGCAGGUGACGUGGAGUCGAGAUCGCUGCUUACAGAGCUCGGGUUUGCCAAAGCUUAUUUACCGCAUCCGGCGGGCAUCUUUCUGGAGUGGGAGGUGCCAGCAUGCACAGAACAGACGGAAGAAGUCGCAAUCCAGGGCCUCAGAAGGUUUCGGAGCCUGCCACCGAUCCAGAUAGCAGCCUGGUGGUCUGUGCUAGCCUCUCGUGCUCGCCGACAGCAGGAAGCUCUCAGAAAUGCCCUCUGCAACGACGUCGGCCUUGUGGAAGCAGUGCACUUCAAGGAAGCGGACUUUGAGCGCUCCGGCUUCGAUGCUUUUCGCGAUGAGCAGAUCAAGCGGGGGACGGAGCCCCUCACGUUGCCAGGCCUGCAGAUUGUGGAUCCCCUUUGGGAGCUCGCCCAGGAGGAAGAGUUCUUGAGCUUGGAUCAGGCAUAUGUCAUAGAGCCAGGUAGGCAGGCGGGCCGCAAGCGGACAAGCAGGGAGAAAGACACAAUUCUGCAGGCCUGGUCCCAAAAGCGCUACAGCCAUCCUCGUGACAAGGACUCUCCUGCGCAGCUUCAGCUGCGCCAAGCUCUCCGGGAGUACAACACCCGGUACGCAUUUGACCCGGAGCAUGGGCAGAAGGGUGGAGUCGGGAACAUUGACGAGGAGAUCGACAGAUACCGGAAGUAUGCUGACAUGUUGCGAACGCAAAUCGUGGAUUCGGUCACGUUCAUGCACCAAGACAUAGUGCAGGGCUGCAAGGUCUUGGUAGAGGGUGCCAAUGCAGCCCUGCUCGAUAUCGACUUUGGCACUUACCCGUUCGUCACAUCAUCCAACACAACGGUUGGAAGCGUGUGCACAGGACUGGGGGUGCCGCCAAAAGUGGUGGAUGCGGUCAUUGGAGUGGUUAAGGCCUACACGACUCGAGUUGGGCACGGACCUUUCCCGACAGAGUUACAGAACGAGAUGCAGUCUCUCGAGGACUACACUGAGAUGUACAUUGGCCCAGAUGCCCGCUACGAGCGCAAGGGCCACACAGGUGGCCCCUUCGACCUGAAGUCUGGCCAGCCGGUUAAGGUUGGAAUGAUGCUACAGGAGGUGGGAGCAGAAUACGGCACUACCACCGGCCGAAGGCGGAGGUGUGGUUGGCUGGACCUGGCUUUGGUCAAGUAUUCGGCCAUGGUCAACGGCUUUGACAGCAUCAACAUUACCAAGCUUGAUGUUCUCACUGGCCUCAAGCAGAUUCGAGUCGCUAUCGCGUACAGGAACAGACGCAUGACCGAAGUCCGCCUGCCGUCCGGAUACUUUCCUUCGCACUUGGAUGACCUCAAGGAAGUCGUCUGUGAGUAUGAAACUCUCCAGGGCUGGUCAGAAGAUAUUUCCAAGUGCACCAGAUGGGAAGAUCUGCCAGAGAACGCCAAAACGUAUGUCCUCAGGAUCCAAGAACUCUUGGGCAUUCCGGUUUCCUGGGUCGGUGUCGGCCCGGAUCGAUCCAGCAUGUUGAAGCUUCCAAUGAGGAAGUGCCUCGACCCGCAAAGUUCUGCAAGCAGCCUUGUGCGCGCGCGGGGUGGGUGGGUGUGUGUGUGUGUGUGUGUGGACUUCUCUCGAACAUGA
Molecule: messenger RNA, 1806 nt
Organism: Symbiodinium necroappetens
Lineage: Eukaryota; Dinophyceae; Suessiales; Symbiodiniaceae
Source: the annotation of a GenBank genome assembly